UUUCAGCAAAAUUUUUGAAUUGAAAAAAAUGUAAAAUUGAGACAAAUGAUUUUUUUUUUUCCAUAAAAUAAUUAAAUAAAACAAUAUUGAAGAGAAAAGGCAAAAAAAAAAAAAAAAAAACUCUCCACCAAAAACAAAUAUUUGUACCACCUUAACCUUAACAGCUUAACUUGAGUGUUGAGUCCAUCUAAAACCCCAAAUAACCCCAUUUCACUUUACUCCCAAAAUUCUCUCUCCUCCAUUUCAUCUUUCUCUCCUCUUUCCGCCAUGGAUGAUAGCUUAUAUGACGAGUUCGGCAACUACAUAGGUCCCGAGAUCGACUCCGACCAAGACAAUAAUUCAGACACCGACAUUCCUUCCGACGAUGACGCCGACAAACGUCCUUCCGACGACGACAACACUCCUUCCGCCGCCGCCGGUCCCACCAACGGUUGGAUGACAACCUUAAACGACAACAACGAUGACGACAUCGAAAUGUUCGACAACCAGGUUGUUCUCGCCGAAGACAAGAAGUACUAUCCUACUGCUGAUGAAGUGUACGGUGAAGAUGUUGAAACCCUAGUUGAAGAUGAAGAUGAACUUCAUCUUGAACAAGCUAUUAUUAAGCCUGUUAAAACCCUAAAAUUUGAAGUUGGUGUUAAAGAUUCGUCUACUUAUGUUUCUACUCAGUUUAUGCUUGGUCUUAUGUCUAACCCUAAUUUAGUAAGGAAUGUUGCACUUGUUGGGAAUCUUCAUCAUGGGAAGACGCUUUUUAUGGAUAUGCUUGUUGAACAGACUCAUCAUAUUUCUACUUUUGAUCCUAAGAACGAGAGGCAUAUGAGGUACACGGAUACAAGAGUUGAUGAGCAGGAGAGGAGAAUUUCUAUCAAAUCAGUGCCAAUGUCACUUGUUCUUGAGGACAGUAACUCCAAAUCAUAUUUGAUUAAUAUUAUGGAUUCACCGGGUCACGUAAAUUUCUCGGAUGAGAUGAGUGCUGCUCUUCGGCUUGCUGAUGGGGCUGUCCUGGUUGUUGAUGCGGCUGAAGGUGUCAUGGUUAACACUGAAAGGGCCAUUCGACAUGCAAUUCAAGAACGCCUUCCUAUUGUUGUUGUUAUUAAUAAGGUGGAUAGACUGAUUACAGAACUAAAACUGCCUCCUAAAGAUGCUUAUCAUAAGUUGCGCCACACCUUAGAAAUCAUCAACAACCUUGUAAGUGCUGCCUCUUCAACUGCUGGCAAUGUUCAGAGUAUUGAUCCGGCAGCUGGUAACGUUUGUUUUGCCAGUGCAACAGCUGGAUGGUCAUUCACUUUGCAAUCAUUUGCAAAACUCUAUGUUAAACUGCAUGGGGUAGCAUUUGAUGCAAAUAAGUUUGCUUCUCGUCUUUGGGGGGACAUGUAUUACCAUCCAGACAGCAGAACUUUUAAGAGGAAACCUCCUGUGUCUGGUGGGGAAAGAUCUUUUGUUCAAUUUAUCUUAGAACCUCUGUAUAAGAUAUACAGUCAAGUCAUUGGUGAGCACAGAAAGAGUGUCGAGGGCACACUGGCAGAACUUGGGGUUACACUUCCGAAUGCAGCUUACAGGUUAAAUGUUCGGCCCCUGUUAAGACUUGCUUGCAGCUCAGUUUUUGGUACAGCAACAGGCUUCACUGAUAUGCUAGUUCAUCACGUUCCUUGUGGCAAAGAAGCUGCAUCAAGGAAGGUUGAUCACAUAUAUACUGGUCCAAAAGACUCGGAGAUCUACAAGUCCAUGGAAAUUUGUGAUUCAUCGGGGCCAGUUAUGGUUAAUAUCACCAAACUCUAUCCAAAAGCAGAUUGCAGUGUUUUUGAUGCUUUUGGUAGAGUUUACAGUGGUGUGCUCCAAACGGGACAAACUGUUCGUGUGUUGGGAGAAGGAUACUCACCUGAAGACGAGGAAGAUAUGACAGUGAAAGAGGUCACGAAGUUGUGGGUCUAUCAAGCUCGUUAUAGGAUACCUAUAAGCAAAGCUCCACCAGGUUCAUGGGUUCUCAUUGAAGGUGUCGAUGCCUCUAUCAUGAAGACUGCUACACUUUGUAAUGCUGAUUUUGAUGAGGAUGUCUAUAUAUUGCGUCCUCUCCAGUUCAAUACACUUUCAGUGGUGAAAACUGCUACUGAGCCUCUUAAUCCUAGUGAAUUACCAAAAAUGGUUGAGGGGCUUAGAAAAAUCAGCAAGAGCUAUCCUCUUGCUAUCACCAAAGUUGAAGAAUCUGGGGAGCACACAAUCUUGGGCACUGGGGAAUUAUACCUUGAUUCUAUCAUGAAGGACCUGAGAGAGCUUUAUUCCGAAGUAGAAGUGAAGGUAGCAGAUCCAGUUGUCUCAUUUUGUGAAACGGUGGUAGAAUCUUCAUCAAUGAAGUGUUUCGCUGAAACUCCAAACAAGAAGAAUAAGAUAACUAUGAUUGCAGAGCCAUUGGAGAGAGGUCUUGCAGAGGACAUCGAGAAUGGUGUUGUGAGCAUUGAUUGGCCUCGAAAGAAACUGGGAGAUUUCUUCCAAACAAAGUAUGAUUGGGAUUUGCUUGCUGCACGUUCUAUAUGGGCUUUUGGUCCUGAUAAGCAGGGACCUAAUAUACUGUUAGAUGACACACUUCCCAGUGAAGUUGACAAGAACUUACUGAAUGCUGUGAAAGAUUCUAUUGUUCAAGGCUUUCAAUGGGGUGCUCGGGAAGGUCCCCUCUGUGAUGAACCAAUCAGAAACGUGAAGUUUAAGAUAGUUGAUGCUAGGAUUGCUCCUGAGCCACUACAUCGGGGAACUGGACAAAUCAUCCCCACUGCCCGACGUGUGGCUUAUUCAGCUUUCCUUAUGGCUACCCCUCGUCUUAUGGAGCCAGUCUAUUAUGUGGAGAUACAAACACCAAUUGAUUGUGUUUCCGCCAUCUACACGGUUUUAUCUCGGAGACGUGGCCAUGUGACUGCUGAUGUUCCACAACCAGGGACCCCGGCGUAUAUAGUGAAGGCAUUUUUACCUGUGAUAGAGUCGUUUGGAUUUGAGACAGAUUUAAGGUAUCACACUCAAGGGCAGGCCUUCUGCCUCUCUGUAUUUGAUCAUUGGGCUAUCGUCCCAGGAGAUCCACUGGACAAGAGCAUAGUCCUACGGCCUCUUGAACCUGCCCCAAUACAGCACCUGGCACGGGAGUUUAUGGUGAAAACAAGGCGUAGAAAGGGUAUGAGUGAGGACGUGAGCAUCAAUAAAUUCUUUGAUGAGGCCAUGGUUGUCGAGUUGGCUCAACAGGCCGCAGAUCUUCAUCUACAAAUGAUAUGAAGGAUGUAAUGGACUGACCCCUGCACUCGCACAAAGAUUAAUUUGGAAACAAAAAGAUACACUUUACAUAGCAAAGCCAUCCUUGGAUUACUGCAGCAAAAUCCAAUCUGGCUCUAAUUGUAAAAUCUGCAUCACGAAAUUACUAUUAAUGAAAAGAUAUGUGAUUUCCCUCGAAAAAAAGAAUCUGAUUGGCUCAACUACAAUUAUUAGAACUAAUAAAUAAUAUGCAGAGCUCAAAAUAAUAGGGGAGUUCACACUAUUAGAACAUCAAAUGUAGAAAUUACUGUACAGCAAACUCAAAUAAGAUUUGUACAAAACUGUGAGUGAGUCCUAUCGUAAUCUAUUGAACAGUAAGCCUCUGGAGGUGAUCUAAGAAAACCUCAAAACUGACAUCAUCAGUGAAUAUGAGAUCUCCUCCCGGUUGCAAAGCGGAACCAGAGUUGUAUGUUGCUGAAGGAUUCAAC
Messenger RNA from Beta vulgaris subsp. vulgaris (sugar beet), 3719 nucleotides. RefSeq names its product 110 kDa U5 small nuclear ribonucleoprotein component CLO. The transcript is spliced from 12 exons. Lineage: Eukaryota; Viridiplantae; Streptophyta; Magnoliopsida; Caryophyllales; Amaranthaceae. Gene Ontology annotation, biological process: mRNA splicing, via spliceosome. Gene Ontology annotation, molecular function: GTPase activity; GTP binding; translation elongation factor activity. Gene Ontology annotation, cellular component: cytosol; U4/U6 x U5 tri-snRNP complex; U2-type catalytic step 2 spliceosome. The record is from RefSeq and is a predicted model, not a curated record. Bases 268 to 3255 code for a protein of 995 amino acids.